GUGUGUUGCUAUGGGGGGAGGAGGAAGAGGAGGAGGAUGAGGAAGCGGAAGAGGAGAAGGAAGAGGAAGAGGAGGAGGAGGAGGAGGAGGAGGAGGAGGAGGAGGAGGAGGAGGAGGAGGAGGAGGAGGAGGAGGAGGAGGAGGAGGAGGAGGAGGAGGAGGAGGAGGAGGAGGAGGAGGAGGAGGAGGAGGAGGAGGAGGAGGAGGAGGAGGAGGGGGGGGGGGGGGAGAGCGGCAGCAGGUGGCCCUUGCGGUCCAGGGGCAGCUACUACCAUCAAUGAACAACACAGCCCAGCGCAGCACAGCCC
Closterium sp. NIES-67 is the source of this 308-nucleotide messenger RNA. NCBI's taxonomy places the organism in Eukaryota, Viridiplantae, Streptophyta, Zygnematophyceae, Desmidiales, Closteriaceae. The record is from the annotation of a GenBank genome assembly.